Messenger RNA from Mustela erminea (ermine), 1473 nucleotides. RefSeq names its product basic salivary proline-rich protein 1-like. The record is from RefSeq and is a predicted model, not a curated record. The transcript has 3 exons. Lineage: Eukaryota; Metazoa; Chordata; Mammalia; Carnivora; Mustelidae. Bases 283 to 1473 code for a protein of 396 amino acids.
AGCACACCUGAUCCCCCAACGGUUCACAGGGACAUCGGGGUCCCGCCUCCACGCCCACCGCCAAUGGCGGCGCCCUCCCAGUGCCCCUGCCCGUGGCCCGGCCGCUCUUGGCGGGGCUUGCAGGGCCCUGGGUCCGGACAAGCCCAUGCUGCUCUUGCUCCUAGGGGAAGGGCCAGGCCGCCACAUGCCCAGUGCCCCCGACCCGCAGCCCCGCCCCCCCGCCCCCGAACGGUAUUUCCUUGCCCCUCGGGGUAGGCUUCUCCCGCUCCGGUCCGCCCAAACAUGGCGGCCGCCUUGGCAUCCCCGUGCCCGACCCGCAGGGCUUCCGGACCCCGCGCUCGGCCCCGCCAGCCGUCCCUGGAGUCUCCCAGGUUGCCGGGGCGGUGGGGGCGGGGCACUACGCAUGCGUGGGCCUUUGCGGGGGCGCAGGAGACAGGCCCCCCGCACCCCCGCUCCCAUCCCGCAGGCGCCUCCCGGGGACGCCGCUUUGCGGGCUCACGGGAUCCCCAACGAGUUCCGCUUGAUGACAGUAGAGCACCACGUAUGCCAAGCGGCCCUUCCUCCUGGGCCUCUCCCUCCGCCCUUUGCCAAAGAAAAAAGGCAAGCCGUGUCCACCCUGGCUCCAACAUGGCGGCCCCCAUGUUUCUCCUCCUCUGGCUCUCGUGGGCGGAGCUCGUGAGGUUACGGGGAGCGGGGAGCCUCGCUCCUCUCUGGCUCCCCUUGACCGGCCUGGCGUCCAAAGCCCAAGGGCGAGGCUCAGCGAGCCCCAGCCAGGGUCCCCGAGGCUCCCGGCAGUGGCCUCGAACCCAUCCGGGGCUCCAUCUUGGCCCGCGCGGGAGACACGCUCUUCUGGUGCCGGGCCCAGAACCCCAGCCACGCCCCGCCGGUCCCUGCCCGAGCCUCAGUCAGGACUCCCCGAGAGGCCAGCCUCACCCCGAAGGCCUCCGAGCGCCCAGGAACAAAGGACAGCGGCGGCGGCGCGGCCCGCGGGCACCCGCCGAGGGGUCAACAGCGAGGUCCACCUCCCGCGGCCGGGGGAUGGAAGGUUCCCGGGCACCGGGCCCUUCACCGCGGCCUCCGACUCUGGACAGCUCCCGCGGGAGGGGCAGCGCCCACGCGCUCCCUUGCGCUCCAGGACCCGGGCCAUUCCCAGGCCACGGGUACUCCAGGUCAACGCAAACACUGCAGCUCCUCCUUUCCCGUCAAUCGGCCCAGAGGCCACGGUGCACACCUCACGGUCACAUCCACGGCACCCUGACCACCAGGCUCUCCCGUGCCUGGGGCACUGGAGAAGCCAGAAGUACCGCAAACACGCACGCACGCACGCGCGCGCGCACACACUCACAUCUUCUCUCUCACACACACCACAAAGACGCGCGGAAACACCCUUGGGGUCUCGCAAAACGCACGCUCGCACUCCUUCCCAUGAUCUCACGGGCGCGCGCGUGCACACACGCUCACACUCACACGUGA